AUGCUGCUCAAAUUGAUCUUAUUCUUGCUCUUGGACCUUUUUUACUCGAUAACGACCUCAACAUGUCCCAAAUAUGGACUGGAUGUCGUGAUCAAUAAGCAGUGUCCACCGUUCAACCAUCCUGCAUGUUAUUACGCUUUCGAACAGUGGGGAGAGGCGAAAGAUUUCCAUUUCCGAUGUAAUUCAGGUAUGAAUUUGUACUUUUCUUUUCUUUCCGCGUUUAGAAGAUGUUGUAUGGAUGAAAUAGUUUGUGAGGACGUGACGGGGGGAAAUCCGAAAAUUUUGUUGGUGGAUUUCCUGCCUAUUCUAUCUCAGGAUUAUUUUUUAUAACUAAAUUUAUAUUCUCCUUGAAGGUUAAUGAGAAAAUGGCAAAAUUGCGGUUUUUUCGGUUUCUUACUAGUGUGUUGUUGCAUUAUGAACUAGCAGGGCAUGUCCAACUACUGUUGCUUUACUGAGAUAAUGCCUUUGUCUUAUUUUAGUUGAUCCAUUUUCAUCUCCAAGUUUCGGAGUUGUCGAUCCCACAAAGCUCCGACAAACUCUUACAAAGACGGACGAAUACGGUCGAAACAGAUGUAAUAUGGUCCUGUUCUACACGCCUAGGUGUAUUUACAGCCAACGGCUUAUAAUGAGCUAUAGUUAUUUGGCAGUUCUCUUCCCGAAGGUCGGCUUUUACUUACUUAAUCUGGACGCGAAAGAAGGGCCAACGGAACACAUUAUCAACAAAUAUGGAAUCGCAGCUACUCCAACUAUGAUUUUGUUUGCGAAUGGGUCAACAUAGUAAGGCUUUUCAAAUAUUUGUUUGAUUUUUUAUAUUACACUAGGCAGCCUUUGUAAAAUUUACUGUUCUCUUUUAGCGCGCGAGUGUACGACGGGCAGAAAAAGUUGAAAAAGAUGAUCCAAGGUAUUUUGGAUCUGACAGAUCUAAAAUUACCUGAUGAUGGAGUUACACUCCACGAAUACGAUGACUUUGAAGUUCAGCUAAAGGACCUAGAAUACUAUCGAGAUCACUAUGAAGGUGUCAUUGAAGGGCUACAUUUUGAAGAUACAAAAACCUACUUGGAUCGGUGAGUUGUUUCUUUUUUUGUUUUCGGGUUUUAGGCUUCACUAACUGGCAGGUUCUACUUGAUGACAUCAUGAAAUAUUAAAUUCUUCGUGUUUUAGAGGAUUUCUCGUGGCUUUGGUUGUCAUGAUUGUCAACUUGGUAUAUUUUGCUCAUUACUUUGGAUACAUCUCGCUGAUUCACUUGUGA
Bursaphelenchus xylophilus (pine wood nematode) is the source of this 1249-nucleotide messenger RNA. NCBI's taxonomy places the organism in Eukaryota, Metazoa, Nematoda, Chromadorea, Rhabditida, Aphelenchoididae. The record is from the annotation of a GenBank genome assembly.